UUGCAUUUUAACCACGCCCCUUAAUGAUCCUUCACAAACAAGAUGGCGACUUGCAGGAAGAUGAGACGUAGCUGGAAAAUUCAAUGUUUCGUGUUUAUCUUGUUACAACUGUUUACUCCCAACUGUAUUUCGGCUCCGCCGGCAACCCAAAACGCAGUUUUACUGGAUCCAGAAGUUGAUGAUUUAGAACCCUUGCCUUUGGCAACAGCCAGCAAGGAUGCAGAAACAGCCAUCGGUACUGGUACAACGGACGGCAAAGCAGACACAGUAACCAGUGACAAUGAUGCAACAGUAAUGAAGGCUGGAACAGCAGAUGCAAAGGACGCUGCCGCCACACCCAUCAAGGACUCUGCCGCCACACCCAUCAAGGACUCUGCCGCCACACCCAUCAAGGACUCUGCCGCCACACCCAUCAAGGACGCUGCCGCCACACCCAUCAAGGACGCUGCCGCCACACCCAUCAAGGACGCUGCCGCCACACCCAUCAAGGACGCUGCCGCCACACCCAUCAAGGACGCUGCCGCCACACCCAUCAAGGACGCUGCCGCCACACCCAUCAAGGACGCUGCCGCCACACCCAUCAAGGACCCUGCCGCCAUACCCAUCAAGGACGCUGCCGCCACACCCAUCAAGGACGCUGCCGCCACACCCAUCAAGGACGCUGCCGCCACACCCAUCAAGGACGCUGCCGCCACACCCAUCAAGGACGCUGCCGCCACACCCAUCAAGGACGCUGCCGCCACACCCAUCAAGGACCCUGCCGCCACACCUAUAGAAGACACACCUAUCGAUGGUGUAAUAGCACGUGAUGAUGCACCAUACACCAAAGGGGAGGUUAUAGCUGAAUCCACUGCCAUUAAUGCUGAAACAACUGUUGGCAAGUAUGCAAUAACUGCAGACAAGAACAAAACCAAAUUUGAUAAAUCAGGACUGACUCCUGAAAAACUACCUCCCAAACCUGCUGAUUCAGAUGCUGAUGCUGCCAUGACUGCAGCUCCAGCCACCAGCACCACCACAGUCAAAGCCCCAGAGCCUGCCAAGCCCAUCCUGGAGAAACCAAGCCCUGCCUCUAACACCAAGCUCGUCAGCCCCAUGGACGCAACAGAGGAUGAGCAAGAGAGCGAUCAAGUGCCUAUCAACACCCUGGAGUCCCAGACAGACAUGUACGACAGAGAAAAUGAGGAAGAAGGUGGUGAAGACUAUAACAUGGGACCCGCUGUUAAGGUCCCUCUGGACCAGGACCAGAACCAGAACUUUGGCGGCCAAGACCUCAACGAGGAGAACGAUGACGGCAUGGUGGACGCCGAUGAUGAUGACCAGGUGGUGCUCAGCCCAGCAAAGAGUGCUGGGAAGAUAGAUGUACGUAUGAAGGACACCAACAUCUACACCACCCAGGACGAGGACUCCCACUUCUUCUUCCACCUGGUCAUCCUGGCCUUCCUGGUGGCCAUUGUAUACAUCACCUACCACAACAAGAGGAAGAUCUUCCUGCUAGCCCAGAGUCGGCGCUGGAGGGACGGCCUGUGUUCUCGCAACAAUGUGGAGUAUCAUCGGCUGGACCAGAAUGUCAACGAGGCCAUGCCUUCCCUCAAGAUGACUCAAGAUUACAUCUUCUGAGCAGAGAAGGAAGUUGAAAGAACUAAUACGAGCCUUUUUCCAGCUGCAUUGUUGAAACGCUUGCUUGCCCACAAGCUUGGCCCACUUUUUUUUUUCUUGCUUCAUGAAAAACCUGGACAGGAGGGAGUUUGAUGGUACUACCACUCUGUAAUCGAUACACGUUUUCGAUGUUUGCCCACGUAUGCUGGAAAUAUUAAUUUCUGUUUUGUUAACCAUAGUCCUACGUUUUUGAAAUGAAUUAUGAUUUAGUAUUUGAUUUAUUUGGGUGGCCUAUACUGGUCUGUAUGAAAUAUGUUCUCACCAUGUUUAAGCCUUACUAUUCUUCUACACUUAUUGUUUUGCACACUCUUAAGUGUUUGUGCUGAUUGCAGAUUACACACUCAGAAAAUUGGAAUGUAAAUAUUGUCAAUCAAUACCAAUGAUGCUGUACUUUACUUGCUAGUCACUAAUCUGCCCUGCAAUGAGUGAAGGCUAUUUGUAGUGGUUCGCCUCAAAGCCCUCAUUCCACAAGGCGUUGCAGUACAAUCUGCAUUUGUAGUUGUAAAAGUUAAUAUUGUACGUAUGUAGCGUACUACACAAUAUACAUUCAUGUUCAGAACUUGUGGUUAUUUCUUACGCUAAAUCCAUUAGACAAGUGAGGACUUUUGACAUGACAGAGCCCACCACAUUGUGAUAUGGUGGCAGUAAUUCCCUUGCCUGAAAUUGUAUUUUUCCAUAAUCCGGCAUUUUACUGGUUCUUAUUAAAACGUUGGCCAGAUUGUGCUAUGCACUAAUCCCAGUGCUGCCCCCUUUUUUGUAUUUGUUUUAUGACUUUGAAGUCUCAGAUGUCGGGUAAAGAUUCCUCACUUAGAUUUCUCAAUUUGUUUCUCAAUGAGAAUGUGGACUCGACCGGAGUGCAUGUGAAACACUACUUCAACACAUUACUUUAGGGGACAGAGAACUGAUUGUCGAAUCUGGGGACGUACCCUAUUAUGUAGUGCACUACUUUUGAACGGGGCACUAGGGCUCUGGGUCAAAAGUAGUGCACUAUAGAUAUAGGGAAUAUGGUACCAUUUGGGAAUCAACCUCAGUCUAGAGGAAACGAUGACAACCACCGUCGCUCACUCGUCAUUAGCUUAACGAGUCUUCAAUUCUAAUGCCAUAUCCUGUGACGUGAAUCCAGAAUCAAUCAAUUCUCAUGCACUUUCUCAAUCCCCAAUACUUUUUACAGCUGUCUUUUCAGGACCGUGGAAAAGCAUUGUAAUCUGAGUGUCACAACAAUAGCUAAAGCAUGGAGGGGAGGUUUUGUCAUGCAUGGAACAGGACGUAUAUUGUGUAGCUUUCAUAUGGUAUUUGGUGGAUGGACACUGCCUUUGCAAUCAACUGUAGAGAUUGUACAAUCGUUUGCCGAUGAAGCACAAUUGUAUUUGUCAAUAAAGCACAAUUGUAUUUGGGGGCCCCUUUUUGUUUUUCCUCUUGCUAAUGCUUUGUUUUCUAAGAAAUACAUUUUGAAAAAUCUGUUUUUAGUUUGUUUCUUGUAAAUUAACAUAACAUCCACACCAGGUUUUAAGAGUCAUCAAAAAACUGUUUGUCGUGAGUAUUGAAUGCUUUGGAAAUGUCCUUGGAAAUGAGCCUGUGGUGACCACAUGACUACCCUAUCCACUCAAUCAUUCCAUUGCUAUUGUUUUGUAUGAGGACAGCCAUGCUUACAUCUGUCAUAUCCUUGUUUGUUGAUCCAUCCAAGCACCCCAGUGAGUAAUCCUGAAUCCUAAGCAGUGUCAAUAGCAUUUUGAGCUUGCAUGGUGGUUCUGUGUUAGAAGCUGUCUGAUGUUAUUGAGAGAGGUUGGUAUGAGCUGGGCGUGUUCUUGAAGGAAGCACAUACCAAAGGGCCUGUACGACAGGUAAGGCUGCAGUUAGUCAUAUCGCCCUUGGAUGGCAGUAGAGACCUUCAAGUCAGUGGCGAUCAGACAAUUGAACAGCAGCUCAACCAUUCAAGAGAACGUUCAGAAAUGCACUUCCAGCUUGAGUACAAGACUGUUUUAGCUUGAACUGUUAUUCCAUCAUCCUAAAACCUAGUAUGUUAAUAACCGUGUAAGCAAGUUGAAUGUACUUAUGAAGUUAAAUAAAAAAUACGUAUAUUUA
Messenger RNA from Oncorhynchus mykiss (rainbow trout), 3738 nucleotides. RefSeq lists its product as uncharacterized. NCBI's taxonomy places the organism in Eukaryota, Metazoa, Chordata, Actinopteri, Salmoniformes, Salmonidae. The record is from RefSeq and is a predicted model, not a curated record.